AUGCCUCCUAGACAGGACCCAACUAACGCUCAGCUCGCUCAGGCCAUGGCUCAAUUGGCCCAAGUGGUGGCUCAGCAGGCCAAUGCUAGUGUUACGAUGGCCGCUGCCCAAGCUCAGAGAGAGGCUGAAGAACAUGCCAGAAGGGCGCAGAGGUUGGAACGGGAGCUGAACCAGGAUCAGGUCAGGAUGAGAACUGAUUUCAAUCGGCAGAACCCGCCAAAGUUUGAAGGGGAAGUUGAACCCGAGAAAGCGGAUCUUUGGAUCCAAGAGCUGGAAAAGAUUUUUGAAGCUUUGCACACAACUGAUGGAGAGAAGGUGAAUCUCGCUACCUUCAUGCUGAAAGAGGAUGCAGAGUACUGGUGGAGGAGCACCAGGCUGUUGAUGACGACUAACCAGGUGGCUAUUACCUGGGAUUCAUUCAAAACAGCUUUUCUGAACAAGUACUUUCCAGAGACUGCAAGAGAUGAUAUGGAGAACCGUUUCCUCAGACUGAAACAAGGAAGCAUGACUGUUGGGGAAUAUGCAGCCAAGCUGGAGAGUCUGUCGAAGUACUUUCGCUUCUUCCGAGAACAAGUUGAUGAAGGGUAUCUCUGCAACCGUUUCAUGAUUGGUUUGAGGGAUGAAAUUGAGGAGUCCGUCAGACCUUUGGGAGUCAGAGUCUUUCAACAACUGGUUGAGAAGUCUCGCGAGGUUGAGGUCAUGAAGAAUCGUCGAGGGAACCGACAGGAAAGUGGAGGGCCAAUCAGGUCUGGUCAGAAACAAGCUGGGAAGACUGAAAAGGGUAGGGCUGGUCAGAAGAAGCCUUAUUAG
This is a messenger RNA of Lotus japonicus, 810 nucleotides long. RefSeq lists its product as uncharacterized. Lineage: Eukaryota; Viridiplantae; Streptophyta; Magnoliopsida; Fabales; Fabaceae. The record is from RefSeq and is a predicted model, not a curated record. The transcript has a single exon. The coding region runs from base 1 to 810 and encodes 269 amino acids.